GAUGGGUAUUUGUUUCCGGGAUGGUAACAGCUGGUGCCUGCAGGUCCAAGCAGCCAUUCUUGCCUGUGGAUUCAGAGCCCCAGGCCUGACCACAGUGCCAGAAACUGCCACCCCCUGCCCUAAAGGAGCCCCAAGGCUGCUGUGAGCAUGGCAGAAGCUCCUGUUGACUUGAGCACAGGAGACAAUCUGGAGCAAAAGAUCCUGCAGGUGUUGAGCGAUGACGGCGGCCCUGUGAAGAUUGGCCAGCUGGUGAAGAAAUGCCAAGUGCCCAAGAAAACCCUCAAUCAAGUCCUUUACCGCCUGAAGAAGGAGGACAGAGUGUCCUCCCCAGAGCCUGCAACAUGGAGCAUAGGCGGGGCUGCUUCUGGAGAUGGGGCUCCUGCAAUCCCUGAGAACUCCAGUGCCCAGCCUAGCCUUGAUGAAAGAAUAUUAAGAUUCCUGGAAGCCAAUGGGCCUCACAGGGCCCUGCACAUCGCCAAGGCUCUGGGAAUGACGACAGCCAAAGAAGUGAACCCACUCCUGUAUUCCAUGAGAAAUAAGCACCUUCUGAGCUAUGACGGACAGACGUGGAAGAUCUACCACUCACGUCAGGAAGGCCAAGACAUAGCUCAUUCUGGAGUCACACAAGAGUCCCCUGCGAUUAUUUGUCAGCACAAUCCGGUCAACAUGAUCUGCCAACAAGGAGCCAACAGCCACAUCUCCAUUGCCAAUUCAAACGCCAUCCAGAUUGGUCACGGGAAUGUCAUAGUAAGAGAGAAAGCCUGUGGUGAGCCAGGUCCCAGGACCUCUCACCCUCUACCCUUGGCAUGGGACGCCUCUGCUCAGGACAUGCCCCCUGUUGCCCACGGAGCUCAGUACAUCUACAUGGACAAGUCCUUGCUCCAACAAGUGCAGCUUGGCCACCACAACGAGAUGAGCCUCGUGGGGGAUGCAGGGAAGCACCCCUCUUAUAGCUUUUCUGACAGCCCCCCAGAAGUGUCAACCACCACUGCUGACCCAGGAGCUUCAUUCAACAUGCAAACAUCUGAGCCAGGCCCUCACCCUGAGGGAGACACAGUCCAGACAGUCCACAUCAAAUCCUGCUUUCUAGAGGACGCCACCAUUGGUAACGGCAACAAGAUGACCAUCCACCUUAGGUCAAAGGGUGAAGUCAUGGAGUCUGGAGACAGUGAAGAGCCGAAGAAGGAAGACACAGGUACAAGCUCUGAAGCCACUCCACCCAGAAGCUGCCAGCACACGCCCAGUGACUCCAUGCUGCCCACCUCUGAGCUGAGAGCUAUGGCUCUGGGAGACAGUAGCCCCCAGACCACAGAACCUGUGCUUAGAGAGCAUGAAGUCCAGGACAUAGAAAGCUCUCAAGACACAGGACUGAGCAAGCAAUGAAGCUGUGGGACCAUAGGCUGACCCCUCUGCCACUAUAAGUCAAAUCAACCUUUCCUGCCUCAAGAUCAAUCAAUCGAUCAACCGCAGGAGCCAGUUCUACCACUCCUGGAUGCUCACCCAAAGGCAAAAGUCAACACAGAGAGAUCUCCGCAUAUCCAUGUAGAUUGGGACACUGUUCACAGCAGCUAAGAAGUGGAACCGACCUUGCUACCCAGCAGUAAAAGAUGGGUGAAUUGGAGUAUGCACACAGCCAUGGGAAAUACUGAGGCUGUCAUUGGCCAGAAGAGGAUGUGACCAGAGGCCACCAUGUUGAAUGAAUGAAAGCCAUCUUAGAAAGACAAGGGCCACAUUUUCUCUGUUGUGGCUCCUAGACUUUAGAUAGAUUUAUAAAAUCAUAUACACAGAUGUGACAUGAAAGUACAUGUAACACCAACCAGGGGAUGAGGAUGGUGCAUGGGGAGGAGAGGCGGGGGUCACAGCCUGGGGGGGGGUCACGGUCUGGGAGGGUGUCACCACCUAAAGAGAUCACAGCUGGGGGGAUCAGGGCCGGGAGGGGGGACACUGCUGAAUGCACUGUACUUUUAUAAAAAGGUGUACCUCUGAAA
Molecule: messenger RNA, 1988 nt
Organism: Mus musculus (house mouse)
Lineage: Eukaryota; Metazoa; Chordata; Mammalia; Rodentia; Muridae
Gene: Zbp1
Product: Z-DNA binding protein 1
Exons: 8
Coding region: 148-1383 (411 amino acids)
Biological process (GO): immune system process; positive regulation of necroptotic process; positive regulation of type I interferon-mediated signaling pathway
Cellular component (GO): cytoplasm; nucleus
Molecular function (GO): DNA binding; double-stranded RNA adenosine deaminase activity; RNA binding
Source: RefSeq, marked validated